CUGACAGUAAACCGGCUGUUGCCACUUGUCGUUAUAACCUUUAAAAAAUCACAUACGAAAAACCAAAACAUUUGUAGGAUUAUUUUCUAUUAAAUAAAUUUACACAAAACAGCAUUAUUUUGAAUAAACAAUGGCAGACGAAUGGGCAGAAUACGUAAAAGACCCAAGAAUGGUAUGUAAAUACGCCUCUAAAUGCUAUCAAAAGAACCCCGAACAUCACAAAAACUUUAAGCACCCACCAUUAAAUAAAAGGAAAGAUAAUCGAAAUAAGAGACGGUUUUCUCCGUACACGAGGGAUAGCCCUAGAGUAUCCCCAAAUCCUUCUAGCAAAGACGAGUCUUCUGAAAAAACGGCGGGAAGCGAUGAAAGUAACAAUAAAAAUGAAACAUCAGUUUCUGAGGACAGUGUACAAAGUGAUCAGCUAGUUCCCGACCUUCCAAAAGAUAUUACAUUUUAUGAUAAAGAAACAGACCGCGAUGUUUUAAAAGAACUGUUCUUGGUAGAGAUGCCUGAAGACUUUUUUAAAUUUUAUGAAUGUGUCAGUGAUGGUGGCAAAUCAUUUGAAGACGCACUAGCAAGUGUAAAUUUGGUACCUAUUGGGCCUUAUGAGUUAAUUAUUGGGAAACUACCUAAAUUGGAAGACAAAGAGUUGUAUUUAGCUCACUGGAGAUUCUUUUAUGAUCCUCCUGAAUAUCAGGCUGUACUUAAAAAGAGUAAAACCAGUGAAUACCACAUAGGUUACUUCCGUGAUGAUCCUGAUCAGACACCAGUGUUUGUGGCCAGUAAUGACAGCAAAAAGGAUUGCCGCCUUGCCCCCAUGGCUGAAAACAUUUUUGGAGCUGUGUAUCAGUAUCUGCAAAACGAAAAGAAACAGUCACCUUUUACUUCUAUGGCCUGUCAGAAACUAAUGGAAAAAAUAAAAGCAUUUGCCGAUGAAAACAAAAUAUCUUUAGAAGAAUACACUAUGAAGAAGAGAUCUCCACAUAUGGUCACCAGGUCAUUCCAUGGGGCAGGCAUUGUUGUACCUUAUAAUAAAAAGACUCAAUUAGGUUACAGACAUUUAGUAGAAACAGAUGCAAAUCUCAAGAAACUCUUUGCAAGUCUAGAGAAAGCAUCAAACCAGAAUGAUAAAGACAAAAUCUUAUCAGAACUUCAGCCUGUUAUAACUUAUGCAAGUAUAGCCGUAGACGAAAGUGACUUUGGUACUGGUGUUGAAGUGGGGAUAGCUUUAUUCUGUUCUGGGUUGAAGGAACUUGAACCUAGCGCCUUGAGUAGCCUCACUGCGGCAUACAGUGUUUUAAACAGAAGUGCAUUCGCUGAAAUAAUUAAGGCACAUUUGAAAUAUCGACGCAAGGGACCUAAUAUGUCUGUGUUAAGUUUUAAGAAGUAAACAAAACCAUGCCGAAAUGUUGAUAAAAAACAUGUAAAAUAAGAAUCUUGAAGUGAGUAAUUGAUUUCCUGUGUCAAUUAUUUAACUUCAGCAUGACUUUGUGAGCUUGAAGUAUUGUCUUUUUAAAUAUAAGCAUAACUGAGGUACAUUCUAAAAAAGAAACCUAAAAUACGCUUAAGAAUAUCCUAUUUAUCUGACUAUAAGUAUAAUUUUCAGAAUCGUUUAAAUCAUUUAAUAUAUUGUAACAUAAACUAUGCCUAAUUGCUGGUCAGUAAAAGAGGCAAAAAAUACGAGAGCAGAAUUUACUUUUCUCCUGAAUUCAUCCAAUUGUAACUUGCUUUAAGUUUGCUAAUUUUAAUAAAAAAUAUUUUUUACUUUAA
Messenger RNA from Trichoplusia ni (cabbage looper), 1770 nucleotides. RefSeq names its product histone PARylation factor 1 (gene Hpf1). Gene Ontology annotation, cellular component: nucleus. Gene Ontology annotation, molecular function: poly-ADP-D-ribose binding; histone binding. NCBI's taxonomy places the organism in Eukaryota, Metazoa, Arthropoda, Insecta, Lepidoptera, Noctuidae. Gene Ontology annotation, biological process: regulation of protein ADP-ribosylation; DNA damage response. The record is from RefSeq and is a predicted model, not a curated record. Bases 131 to 1390 code for a protein of 419 amino acids. The transcript is spliced from 5 exons.